UGCCGGUCUCGUUGCGUUUUUUUUUUUCUCCUCGCCCGUGUGGGUGUUUUUUGUUUCUACCGUUUGUUACGCCAUACCCUCGCCACUCCUCCCCGCCCCGCCCCGACGACACGACGCUGGAUAUAUUCAUUCAUUCGUUCGCUUCAAGCAUAGGUGGAGGUGGAGCACACGGUGGAUAUGCUACUGCUGAUGCUUCCCCCUGCAGGCGGCGACGAUUUGCAAGGUUAAGGUUAAGGGUCCAGCGUUCCAGCGAUCUCUGAAGCAUUUUCUCGCACAACGACGUGCUUGGCGCACUGCUUAUACCGUAAAAACACACACGCCUUGUCUUUCCUUCUGUGCUCGUGUGUGUUGUGUGUGUUUUCGUCCUAUCUGCUAUGGCGACGGUCCCCCCAUUUUUUGUGGCGAGAUGUGUGCUACACGUGUUUCAGCGUGUGUAGAGUACUACACUCUUCAGUGUAUUUUAGCGCUCGAGUAUUUGAGUGACAGAAGACGACCAGCAAACAAGCCGAGCUGGUUGGUCUUCUGCUGCUCCUGAACAGUUGCUUGAUGAUGAAAAAGCGCAACUUGUCUUUUAAAAAAUCAGGGUCGAAGAAGGGGAUAGUGGAGGUCGCGGACGCCAUCGUGGUCAACAAGUCGGACGGUGAUCUGGAGAAAGCGGCUCGAGCCACCGCCAGCGACUACUCGGCGGCGCUCGGCCUCGCGAGGAGAAAGCUGAGCUGCUGGGCUCCGCCGGUGUUGCGCUGCUCGGCGCUGCGGUCAGAGGGUAUCGACCAAGUGUGGGAACAGGUUGUAAAGUUCCGGAGCCUCAUUGAGGGGAACGGGCUGUUGGGCUCGAGGAGAAAACAGCAAGCGGCGCACUGGAUGCGCCAGCACCUGCGCCAGCAGCUCAUGGAUCGCGCCGUCGCCGACGCAGAGGUUCAGACCCUCGCAAAGAGCCUCGAGAUUCCCCUGGCCUUCGGAAAGCUAAGCCCCAGAGCGGCGGCGGAGCGGUUGGUGGAUUGCCUGCUGGGAGACGACAACAACGGCAACACCACCACCAGCGGUAACAGCAAUAUCCACAGCGGCAACAGAACGCGAUAG
This is a messenger RNA of Ectocarpus siliculosus, 1080 nucleotides long. The record is from the annotation of a GenBank genome assembly. NCBI's taxonomy places the organism in Eukaryota, Phaeophyceae, Ectocarpales, Ectocarpaceae.